Molecule: messenger RNA, 435 nt
Organism: Agrilus planipennis (emerald ash borer)
Lineage: Eukaryota; Metazoa; Arthropoda; Insecta; Coleoptera; Buprestidae
Exons: 2
Coding region: 73-420 (115 amino acids)
Source: RefSeq, a predicted model, not a curated record
AGACGAACCGAUCUUCACACUUAAGGCAUAAAUACAUCGAAGAUCGAAUUCUCAAUUGUCAUUUUGUCAAAGAUGUCAACUAAAAGUCUAAUAGUGAGUUUGGUCCUGUUGCUUGUCCAUACAUCGUCAGGUGAACAAUGCAAGGCACUGUCGUUUCAACGCUUGUGUGUCACCGAUGGCAGCAAUGUGGUGCUCGAAAACGAAAGGCUGUCAAUGACUAUCAACAAAGCAAAGGGACAGAUCACUGCACUUUAUUUCAACUCGCGUGUUGAUAGUAGUAUCAAAUCAACGAACUUGCUGAAAGGCGGCUCUGGCUAUUACCUUGCCAAUAUUAAUGUAAACGGCAAGAGUUCUGCGGUUGGGCCUAAUGUGGGAAGUAUGAAAAUAACACAGGAUGUAAGUGCAAAGGCAGCAAUGUGAAAUACAAAACCUUUU